AUGUUUCCUACUACCUCCAAUUUCCUGGCUUUAGAUGGGUGGAAAACUCCCCUCCGCCGAUGGAGCUGGGCUGCAGGAGGCUUGUGGCAGCGAGAGGCCGCCUCGGCCCCCCAGUCCCAACGCCCUGAUUUCGCGACGCUGAGCAGCAAAGUCGAGUUCUACGUUCUGUGGUCUCUGCGCGAGCCGCCCCGGCAGCUGAGCAGCAAAUGUCGUCGGAAAUGCUACCAGACUCGCUUGCCGCUUCCAUUGCCAAAACAGUUUGUGAUCUUCGGGUUGGGUGACUGGAGCUGUUAUUCUCAGAAAACUAGCAUCACUGUGGAUGUAUUAAUAAAUCCAGACAUUAAGCCACAACGAAUUGGAAAGCUGGGAUCUGAAGCAAGAUGUUUGGUUUGGGAAGGUGACUGGAGGGUGGACAUUCUCAUGGCUUCGUUUGAGCAGGCAGAGAAUGGUAAUCCUCUUAAACUUUUCUUGACUGUCAAGGAAGAGGAACAGGAUAGAAAUCAGAGUUCAGCAAUGUGCCAUAAGGAAGCUAUGCCUGAAAAGAACUUUUCUCCACCUAUGGAAAAGCUGCUGAUGCUUCCUGCUCCAGAGAUGAUUACUACAGAGCUACAGGUUAGGAAGAGAACUUGUCUAGCUAACCCUAUUCAAUUAAAUAAAACCAGAAGGACUCUCUUUGAAGUCUCGGCAACCCACAGGCAAGAAGAAUCUGAAGAUUUGGAGGUUAAAGAGUUGCAAGCAUGUCCAAGUCCUCGAUGGUGUCAUGCUAUGUGCCUGUGUGACACAGAUACAGCAGUUUUGAUUGGUGGUGAAGGAAUUAAUCAGCAAUUCUGCAAAGAUGUUCUCUGGAAACUGGAGAUUGAUAAUGACUUUUGGUUCCCUAUGGAUUUCCCAGCACAAAAUUCCAUACCACAAUGUUCCCGAGGUCACAGCGCAACUUAUGACCCAGAUACCAAGCGCAUAUACAUAUUUGGAGGAAUAAAAGAGAGGAGACGCUACAAUAGCAUCUAUGUUUUGGAUACAACAUCUUGGAAAUGGCUUCAUGUUUCUGCUAAAGGGAAAGUGCCUACUCUGGCCUUCCACAGUGCCACUGUCUAUCACAAGGAGUUAUUUGUCUUUGGAGGAGCUUUCCCUAAAAUGUCAUCCUUGGAGAUGGGCGCCUGCAGUAAUGCGCUUUUUAUUUUCAACCCCGACUAUGAGAUUUGGUACCAGCCCAUUGUGGAGGGGGAGAAGCCUUUGCCAAGGCUUGGUCAUUCAGCUACUUUGUUGAAGAACAAAUUAGUCAUAUUUGGAGGCCAGAGGAGUUCUACAUACCUGAAUGACAUGCACAUCCUUGAUCUGGGUUUCAUGGAAUAUAAACCAGUUCCACCUCUCUCUGGACAACCUUCUGCUCGCAGUUUCCAUGCUGCUAUCCAAAUCUCUGAUCAGAAAAUGUUGAUAAGUGGAGGGUGCAAUGCCAGAGCAGCUUUUCAAGAUGCAUUCAUAUUCCAUCUCGAUACCUUGACUUGGAGUGCAAUUGAACAUAGUGAUCUUUGCACUGUGCCCCGGGCAGGCCACACACUGCUCAAUUUAACUUAUGCUGACCUGACAAACAUGGAGAAGCAGAAUCAGGACAAACACAACCUGUGCAUGAUGCUUGUCUUUGGAGGCUCGGACCAUGCUGGCAAGUUCUAUAACAGCACAAACAAAUUCCAGCUCAAUCUUCAGAACUAAAUAAAUGCCUGCUAGGAGCCCACCUGAACUGCUGUGACUCCAUGAUCAAGACACAGAACAGCAGAAACAAUUGGACAUCUAAAUAAAAGUGAAUGAGUAACCACAUCAAAAAGAAAAGGCCUGUUGAGGCUGUGCCAGAGAUUGCUUUAAGGUUUGAUUUCUUAAAUCAGUGUUUCUCAAAUUUGACAACUUUUAAGAUGUGUGUUUACUUCAACUCCCAGAAUGCUGGCUGGGGAAUUCUGGGAGUUGAAGUCCACACACCUUAAAGUUGCCAAGUUUGAGGAACACUGUCCUUAGAUCUUACACUAGAGUUAAAGUGUGUUGCAAAGAAGCCAGCUCCAGCCUAACUUUGUUUUUAACAUGGGUAAGUGCCAGGGGGAUUGAUAUCCUCUCACUUUGCUGUCAGUAUCUUAACUAUUUCUGCCCUUAACCCCCCCCCCCAAAUUCUAUCUGUGAUGGCAUAAUGGAAAGCCUAGCAGUUAAUUUCUCAGCUGAAUUCAGCAGCUCAGCAUCCUCACUUUUUAGUUUGUCAGCAGUUGGGGUGGCAGAGAAGGAGAGGGAGCACUGCCAAAAUAAGUAAUCCUAUUCUGAAGAAUGCUUAGUGUUUCCAUGGAAAGAAGACUGAUUUUAAUAUUGCUGUGAAAUAUUUAUAUUGGUCUGGAUUUCCCAACGUAUUACUAUACAUUUCGGUUUGUUCCUGUUCUCUCCUUCCCCCAACUCAUCUUGUUUACCUUUUUUCUCCAUACUUCACUAAGACUAAAGCUGUUUAUAUUUUGCCAAUCUCAAAUGAUAUAAUAAAGCAAGCAUAAGAAUUUUAACUUGACUAUAUAAAUCUUGGCCAUCGGUAUGAAGACAAACCUCUUCCCAGCAUCUUAGAAAUAAUAAUUUUGAAGGUUCUAUAUGACAGUUGCUGACCGCAGGAUUUUCUUUGAGGUGCACAGUUCUAAUUAACUCUUCAGAGAGCUGUGUGCUUUUUUCUGGAAAAUCUACAAUCCCUGUGAGGGUCAGAAAACUUCUAACUUCUGCCAAUUUAUUGCAUCAACUUCUAUUGUUUAUUAUUCUGAAGGAAGAAUUAGAAAUUCCCUAACUUUCAAUAUUUCUGAAAAGCUGGUGUGUGCUGGCUAACGAUGGAUACUGUAAGGCAAGGGUGGCUAACCUAUGGCUCUAAAGCAACUCCAACUGCGUCACCAAAUUUUGGCCAUGCGAUUGCCAGAAAGUAGUGGUACAGUUUGCUGUUGUUUGGGAAACACACAAAAGCUGUAGUGAAGGUCUUUAAAUUAGUCCUUAGUAACGCUAAAAAGGACAUAUCAUACACUGGACAAAAUGCCAUUAGUCUAAAAGUUUGCAAACUUCUGACAUGUGACUGUUCUUUUUCAGGCCCAAUCACUGUGUGCUUGCUAGUAUCUAGACUGCUGCCUUUUCAUGUUCUGUAACUUUGUAUGCGGUCUGAUUAUAGAUUAAUACCUUUGCUAUUUACACAAAGCAACACAGCAUUUUUUUGAACUUUCACAAGACGUACCCACAAGUUCUUAUCCUUUUAAUCUGCUUCAUUAUUGUAUUACAACUGUCACACAUGAUCAAGAGUUUGGGUUUUUUUUACUGCAGCUACAUACUUUGCAACUGCAGCAAGUUUUAAAAAAGGAUAGCCCCAUUUUAUUUUUGACCUACUCUCCCACAGUGUAACAAGCACUUGAACAGCUUUAGGAUCUUAGUUCUGAAGGAGUAUCCGGCUGCCGGGAAGGAUGGCUGCUCUGAAAUGCUUCUAAUUCUAGGAGAGCUUUGUUGAUUCUGCUUAAUGUGGGAUAUGGAGUCAGAUCCACUUUAAAUCUGUUAAGAGAAAUUAAGCAUUAGGCACACCCGUGUUAUUGUAAAACCAAUGUGCUUUAGAUACAUUUAAAAUCAAAAGAGUGCAAAACAAAGAUCUGUUACAAUCUUUAUGCAAGAAUGUAUUUUGUAUUAAGUGAUAAUUGGCGAUGAGAAGAAAAGUGAAGGAAGAGAUCAAUGAAGGGAGACCAGGCAGGGACAGGAAGUGAUACACUCCCAACCAAGAGUGCCAUAUGCAUGUAACAAGUAUAGCGGAAAUUUAACAGAAUGAAGAGACCCAGCAAAAUACAGUUAUACCCCGAUAUCAGGUCUGUAGCAGAGAUGGGUGAGGGACAGUCUUUCAGUGAUGAGGCUGCAGUUUGAUUUAUUUGAACAACCAUUCUAAUGGUGGGCAAGGCUAGGGUCAGGAGGAGAGAAAAUAUUAAAACCAGAAAUCCCUAUUAGUGCACAUAAACCACACUGCUGGAUUUAAUGGUAAAUGCACUACUGAAAGUUAGCAAUACUAUGAAUGGGACUCCACUGAAUGCACAAAGGCACCAUAUUGCUUUCCACCUGCUCUUUAGGAUGGAUAGAAAAGGCUAAAUUGGAGACAGAGUUACAUUCUCUAUCAAAGAAAGAGUAGAAUAGAUAGCUAAGGAGAACUAUACAAUCUCUGCCUUGUUAAUGUGGUUCCUCUGCCAGUCGGCAGAACUCAGAUACCCUCUUGUGCAGAAUGCAAACUUAGAAUCUGUAUUUCCCUGUCUGCAUCCGGUGAGGUUGGAGAGCUGCUUGCAGGGGCACUGCGGCCAAAGGGCAGCUGGAUGCGGGAUCCAGACAGCCCAUAAUUCUUUCUGGAUAAAAAAGAGAUCUUGGGAUUACCCUCAUACAUUCCAGACAGCUGGGUUUAUUUUGUGAGUUGGCAGCAGAAACUCUUGUUUUUGCAGCCAUUUGUGAUCAGCUUGGACUCAUGGGUUUCAUCAUGCUCUGAGCCAUUAAUGUAGUCUUUUUAAGGACUCAAAGUUUGUCCAAACCUCAUCUUUUUAAUCACCUUGGAGUUAAUUUUUUUUUUCUUACUGUUUCACUAAGACUGAAAAACUUUCAGAGCUGCAAGUUGGACAUUAGCUGGGUGAGUGCUCUUCAAU
Python bivittatus (Burmese python) is the source of this 4655-nucleotide messenger RNA. The record is from RefSeq and is a predicted model, not a curated record. NCBI's taxonomy places the organism in Eukaryota, Metazoa, Chordata, Lepidosauria, Squamata, Pythonidae.